Messenger RNA from Cadophora gregata, 1627 nucleotides. RefSeq lists its product as uncharacterized. The record is from RefSeq and is a predicted model, not a curated record. The transcript has 2 exons. Bases 717 to 1505 code for a protein of 262 amino acids. Lineage: Eukaryota; Fungi; Ascomycota; Leotiomycetes; Helotiales; Ploettnerulaceae.
CCCAUAGCGUGAAAGUGAGCCUUGUUGAGGGCACUGGUAUGGCCAAGGUAAAAGUAGUGCACUUGCCGUCGCCGGUACCGUUCCAUCUCCACUGCCUUGUCACUGCUCGUCAUGUUGGCGAAAUUCUUUGCAAGCUCUGGAUGCCGGAAAUUCUCCGAGUCAUCAUCGCCGUAAUUUUGAAAAUGCUUCGGGAUUUUAGCUUGUAGAAAUAUUGGAAGGACAGUAGCGUGUUGCCAGUCGAUGAUGCCAGUGAUGUCCCCAGAGUCGGAGACGAAGAUAUUGCUUGGCGAGAGGUCAGGGUGACGGAUAGUAGGUACAUUCAGCUGCUCCUCUUUUGGGAGAUGGCACACAACAGCACAGCCCAUGUAAAAAAGAUCGGCCUCGCCGAUCAGUAAGCACUCAUUCCUCGUGAAGGUAUUCUGUUACUCGUUCUUUACUGCCCACAAACAAGACCUUUCAAGCACCGGGUAGUAAGGCGCCCUUGGAAACAUGACACAAAUUCGAAUCGGCGAGACCAAUCUAGAAGCCAAGUCUAUCUUCGUCAUCGCUGGCUUGACCUAUCAAAAUGCUAGCAUAUCACGUGGACUGCCUCCACUUUACGCCUUUCAGUCGUCAACGGUCCUCACUAAGUAUUAUAAAUCUGCGGAUUGUAAACAGAACUUAUUCGCCUAGCAGUUCCUGUAUAACAAACCAUCCUUUCCAUUCAUUCCAGCAAAAUGGCUUUCAGCCCAACCGAGUACAAAGUCCUCAGUUUCGAUAUUUAUGGAACACUGAUCGACUGGGAAAGAGGCAUUUAUCAGGCACUCCUUCCACUCCUCUCCAAACUCCCAGAAUCAGAUUCCCGACAUCCCUACAAUCAUUCAUACGACAAGGAUAGAGCUAUAGCUCUCGGAAUCCUCUCUUCAUACACGAAACUCGAAGCUCAAAUCCAAAUCGAGCACCCCACUCUUCCUUACCCAAAGGUGCUGGAAACCAUCUACAAGCGUCUCGCCGAACAGCUUUCUCUCCCUGCCUCAGAAGCAGAAAUUACAGAAUUCGGCUCGUCAAUAGGAAGAUGGCCCGCUUUUCCCGACACUGUAAAGGCGAUGCGAUCUCUCGGCAAGCACUACAAGCUCGUUGUCCUAUCAAAUGUGGAUAAAGCCUCCUUCUCCAAAACGCUCUCAGGUCCUCUUUCCGGGGUUAAGUUUGAUGCUAUUUAUACGGCUGAAGAAAUCGGAUCGUACAAACCCGAUUUGAAGAAUUUUCAGUACAUGGUUGAGAAUGCAGGGAAGAGUUUUGGAGCGAAGAAGGAGGAGGUCUUGAAGGUGGCGCAGAGUUUGUAUCAUGAUCAUAUUCCGGCGAAGAAGUUUGGGCUGAGACCGAGUGUGUGGAUUAAGAGGGGAGGAGAUGAUGCGGCGAUGGGUGGGAGGUUGGAGGAUGUGAAGGAUCAAGUGCAACUUGCGGCUGUGUUUACGACCCUAGGAGAGUUUGCCGAGGAGGUUGAAAAAGGAUUCGGGAAAGUCUGAGCCCAAGAUUUCAAAUUUGAGUGAGUACUUCAAUGCAGCGGAAGGAGGAUCAAACAGUCGAGAGCAUGAAGAAGUUGUUCGGCUGUACUAGACAAUGCUUGCGAGAAUGGAAUGAAAACACC